GGUUCCUACACACAUAUUUCAUCUAGGAACCUUCAGCAUGUUGUACUGUGUUGCAAGGGGGACAUGUAAUAAAGAAUGACACAGCUGUCUGUCGGCUGCUUAACUGAGCCUCCACAUAUGUUUACAAUGUACAUAUAGAUGUAACAGAACACCCUCCUCAGCUCUGGCAACCUGGCUGGUUGGGCGGUGAUGGCAGAGGCCCACCAGGCCGUGGCGUUCCAGUUCACCAUAACACCAGAGGGUAUUGACCUGCAGCUGUCCUACCAGGCCCUGAACCAGAUCUACCUGUCCGGAGUCCGAUCAUGGAAGAAACGAGUCAGCCGCAUAAGGAACAGGGUGAUUAAGGGAGUAUACCCAGCCAGCCCUUCCUCUUGGCUCUUUGUCGUCAUAGCGAUCCUGGCCACCAUGUACAUGCGCUCAGAUCCCAGCAUGGGGCUCAUCGCCAAGAUACAGCAACACCUGCCACUAAGUCUCCAUGUCUCCCUCAGUGCCCAGGGUCAGACUAUGGUGUCAGCGCUGGUCUUCAGCACUCUGCUGUGGCUCUCCCUCAUCCUCGCGCUCAGGUUCUGCCUCAAGCUGCUGCUGUCCUAUCACCAGUGGAUGUUCGAACAACACGGCCGUGUUUCCAACACCACUAAAGUCUGGGUGACUCUGCUAAGGUUAUUAUCAAGCAGGAAGCCUCUGCUCUACAGCUAUCAGACCUCUCUCCCUCACCUGCCUGUUCCUGCCAUCAAAGACACACUGAGCAGGUACCUGGAGUCUGUUCGCCCUCUGUUGACUGAUCCCGAGUUUAAACGAAUGACUGAACUGGGCAAUCAGUUUGAGUCCAGCCUGGGAAACCGUCUCCAGCGCUACUUGAAACUGAAAGCUCUGUGGGCCACGAACUAUGUGAGCGACUGGUGGGAGGAAUACAUCUACUUGAGAAGCCGAAGUCCUAUCAUGGUCAACAGUAACUACUAUGGCAUGGACUUUCUGUAUGUGACCCCGACCCCGGUGCAGGCUGCCAGAGCAGGCAACACUAUAACUGCCCUGCUGCUCUACCGCCGCAAGGUAAACCGGGAGGAACUCAAACCGAGUCGUGUUCCAGGUACUGUCAUCCCUCUGUGUGCUGCUCAGUGUGAGAGGAUGUUCAACACAACACGCACUCCAGGAGCUGAGACUGACGUGCUACAGCACUGGCAGGACAGUGAGUUUGUGGCGGUGUACCACAAGGGGCGCUUUUUCCGCCUGUGGGUGUACCGGGCAGGCCGACUGCUGUCUCCCAGGGAGAUCGAGUACCAGGUCCAGAGGAUUUUGGAUGACUCCUCACCCCCGCAACCCGGAGAGGAAAAACUGGGGGCUCUCACUGCUGGAGACAGGAUUCCUUGGUCUCGAAUGAGGAAGCAGUACUUCAGCUCCGGCGUCAACAAGCGAUCGCUGGAUGCUAUCGAGAGGGCAGCCUUCUUUGUGACCUUGGAUGAUGAAGAGCAAGGCAUGAGGGGAGAGGACCCAGCAGGAAACCUGGACCGGUACGCCAAGUCCCUGCUCCAUGGGAAAUGUUAUGACAGGUGGUUUGAUAAAUCAUUCUCCAUUGUGAUCUACAAGAAUGGGAAGAAUGGGCUGAAUGCAGAGCACUCCUGGGCUGACGCACCGACCGUGGCUCACCUUUGGGAGUACACCCUGGCCACAGAUGCCUUCCAGCUCGGCUACACUGAGGACGGGCACUGUAAAGGCGAGGUGGACCGCUCACUGCCCUACCCUCAGAGGCUUCCCUGGGACAUCCCCUCAGAGGUUCAGGCUGAGGCGCAGAGUUCCCUGACUGUUGCGCAGGCCCUGGCUGAUGAUGUGGACUGCCACGUGUUCCCCUUCAGCGUGUUUGGUAAAGGACGCAUCAAGAAGCUUCGCAUCAGCCCAGACGCAUUCAUACAGAUCGGCUUACAGCUGGCAUACUACAGGGAUCGUGGUGGUUUCUGUCUGACUUACGAGGCGUCGAUGACCCGUCUGUUCAGAGAGGGCCGGACGGAGACUGUGCGAUCAUGCUCCAACGAAAGCUCUGCCUUUGUCAAAGCUCUAGAGGGUGGGGAGGCGGCGGAGCAGUGCAGGCGUCUCUUCCGACUGGCUUCUGAGAGGCACCAGAAUCUUUAUCGGAUGGCUAUGACGGGAGCUGGAAUCGACAGACACCUCUUCUGCCUGUAUGUGGUGUCCAAGUACCUGGGGGUGGAGUCACCGUUCCUUAAAGAGGUUUUGUCAGAGCCCUGGCGUCUCUCCACCAGUCAGACGCCGGUUCAGCAGAUGGAGCUGUUUGACCUGAAGAACCAUCCCGACUUUGUGUCGCUGGGCGGAGGGUUCGGACCUGUCGCUGAUGAUGGCUACGGGGUGUCAUACAUCAUCGUGGGUGAGGAUAUGAUCAACUUCCAUGUGUCAUCCAAAUACUCCUGCGGCGAGACUGACUCGCACAGAUUCGGCUCUCAGAUAAGCAAAGCUCUCCAAGACAUCAUGACUCUCCUCACUCCUGACACCAAAACCUCCUCGUCCUCCAAGUCCACGGCCCAACCUCAGUCCAAGAAACUCCUCUGAACGCAGCUGAAAACAUGGGACUAUGUGGGUAUAUAUUCCCCUGAAGUCUACUCUGAGUGUAGAAACCAUGAAGAACCCGUUAAUUAAAACCUUACUGUUCUCACAAACUGUUAUGUCACUGACUUAGGACAUUAAAGCAUUAAAUUAAACUGACUAAAGUUCAUUUAAAAUCAGCUCAAUUCAAGAAGAUAGAAAGAGAAAAACAAGACGCACAGAGGAAGCAACCAUUGUCCAAAAGCCUUUUUGUGUAGAUUGAACAAAUAUAUUUGACAGCCGUUCAGCACUAACACAUUGACUUUUAUUUAUUUUUUCGUGAGCCGUGUCUGUUAGAGAGUCUGCUUGACAACAAAAUGACGAUACAAAAUGCUUCCAAUCCUCACUUGAAAAUGAAAACUGAGAUUGGCGAUUUCUAAGAGAAAGGGAGCGAAGGUCACCACUUAAAAAAGGAAGUCUUUUGGAGAAAAUGUACAAGAGACAAAUCCCUCUCAGAACGGGUGGGCAGAGUCAAGAGCUCUUAAAUCUCACUUAAAGUGAAAGGGAAAUGUUUUUUGUUUUUUUAGUUUCUAAGCAAACCAAAGUUUCCUCAGUGUGAAUUGAUGCUCUGCAGCUCAUCACACUGACACGGUUCAUAACAGUUUCAUGUUGGAGAUCAUGGAGUGCAUGUUGUACUUCAUUACUUAAAAAAUCAGAAAAAGCUCAAGGAAGAAAGGAUGCGUAAGAAGAAGACGGAGGCAGAGAUUCAUCUGAAUGAAGGGAAAGAUUUACUGACAGACCUCUGCCCCCUAUCUUUACUGUUACUUACUUUAAUGUAUCAUAUGAGACUAGCCAAUUAAAGUCCUAAUGUCAUCUCUGGAAACAGCUGUUGCAAAGGUUCCCUUUUACUUUCACCUAUCAACUGAUCUCUGGACACGCCCGUAUUACCAGUUAACAACCUGAUGCUUCUUUAGUUAAACCUUCGGUGACAGAGAGUUUCUGCUGCUGUUACAAGUACAAGUCACUGUGGUAACAGUAAAAAAUACACCCUAAAGGCAACUGUGACUUUUACACAACACAACACUUACUGAUAUAUGUGUGCACCUUCAAUGUGAUUGCCAGAUUCUGUGGUGACAGUUAAAGGUGCCCCCUGGGGUUUUCCUCCAAACCAACAUACUGUGUCUUUCCUCGAGGUUUGACCUGCAUGUUAAAUCAUAACACAUUUGCAAAAACCAGUGUUUCAAAAAAUUGUAAAUCCAGCCUUGUUUUUAUUCAUGUUUCUUCACUGCCUAGCUGCAGGAAUGUCUAUCUCGUCACUUGCAAGCCGGCGCACGCACGUCUGCAUCUGCAUGAUACAAAGAUGAGAAGGACCCACUUGUAAAAAGUUGCUCCGUGGUGCUACUAGUUGUCAAAAAGGUUCCUUAAAGGCAAACGUUAACCUCCUCAGACAACUUUAAUACCUGUGAUUUCAGAGUCCUGAGGUCACAGAGUAUUUAUUUCAUGUUGUGCAGGAGAGUUUGGAGUAUUCACAUGAUUUACUCAAGUUAAAGUACCACAGUAUAAAAAUACUCCAAAGGAAGACCUGCAGUCACAGUGUUACUGAACUGUACAAGCAUUAUCAGCAAAUGAACAACAUUCGGUGACUUUGAACUUCUAACAACUUAAAAGUUUAGAGUUCACCACUUAUCAUUUAUGAGUCAUAUGGGAGGCUGCCAACACUUGUGAGCUUUGCGUAGCAGCCCAGUGCUCAAUGGGGGAAAACCAAAUACAAAAUGACAGUUGAAAGUUUCCAUUACAUGUCAUUUUAUUUGAUGUGUCAUAAAUUUCAGUUUAACAUCAGUCAUUCAAGAAAAAGGGUUUGUAUCCAGUGGUUCAGAUUUACAAGAUUCAGGCGCAGUAUCUGAUGUUUUCAAUAUUAAAAUAAUAAUAAUAAUAAUAUAAUAAGGAUUUAUUUUGCCUGAGAUCAGAUGAUGACUAACUCGUAAUGUAACAGUGAGAUUUUAUUUAUAAAGAGGAACGAAGGGAGGACAGAAGGAAGAAGAAAUAGACACGCAAAUGAUGUCUUCUUUUCUUUUUUUUAAAAAACUUUUUACUUUCUCUUCAGUGGAUUGUUUUAAUAAGUUGUUGAUGUUUUGUUCCAGAUGUAACAAAAUGAUUAUUGAGCUUCUCAAACACAUCUGUGCUCCCAUUGUUUUACGAAAUGAGCUAAAAGUUUUGCAGCUGUUGCAGCAUGGGUUUGGCAGGUUUGGUAAAAAAAAUGAAAGGGAUAAAAAGCUCCUGCCACUUUCCUCCUAAAAAGAAAAAAACAAACAAAAAAAAUAACACACUUAUUGGGGCAAAUAAAACGGCCGUAAGGACACGAUUUUAAUGGUCAAAGGUCAUGGUCAGGAUUUAGGUUUAUACAUGUAAAACAAUGCAGUCCACGGGUACGGAGUCUGAUGAAAUGUUUCCCUCCCCACCCUCCGAUACUCGCACAACAACUCAUCCCUGUUUUAUAGCUACUUAAGAAAACGUGUGUGCCUCAAUUCAAGUAUUCACUCACUAAAACAGUUUCAAUGCAAUUUUUAAAUCAAUGCAAUUCCUAAGGGAAACCUUAUAACAUAUAUUGUGUUAAGUGUCUUCUUUGUGUGUUAAUAAGAAUGUACUACAGUUGGUUGAACGGCUAUCAUUAGCGUGGUCAGGAUAUCUUCUCAUGCGCAGUGAUGUCAAGGCAAAACAAUGACUCAUCCACUGUAACACAUGAAACCAGUUCAGCUGCCAGUUUAGUUAAGCUGGUGUUAACCUUCCACUACAUCUCUGCACAUGAACUAAUUUUAUGAUAUUUCCUUUUCAGACAGAUUGUUGGUUCAAUAUCUUAGUAACCUCAGACCGUAGUGGCUUCUGUUUCUCUCUCUCGCUAGUGCCCCAUUUCCCAAACUGUUGAAUGCCAGAGCAGCCACUUGUUUUUUUUACGAUCACCCCUGUUACUCAGCCAAAAGGCACUUCUCUCAGUUUCAUAAAAGAUUUGUAAAGACAGUUGCUACAGCUGCAGCAAAGCACACAAACAACCUCUCUACCUCUCUACAUUCAUGACUUUUUUCUUUUUCCAGUUUCUAUAUGAAAAAGACCCAAAAUAAUGAACCUGCCUUGAGUUUCUCUUGUUUUUAACACAGUAUAGCUAUUUAACAGAGUUUUGCUUUCAGGUAACAAAAGAUAAAAAAACAAAAGCAUGAUCACAGACAAAUGAUAUAAAAAAUUUAAAUAAAGAUUAACGACUUGUCAAAGUCAUGAAGUACGACAAAAAAAUCACGCAUCAAAAACAUUUGUCACAUUCCCACGAAAAUAAAUGUAAGAUUUUGAAAUAAUCUUCCAAUUCAAUUACCCAUGUCCUCUCCUGCCUUCGUUGUUUACUUGACGAGUGUUUUUGUAAAUCAGUAUCAGGAACCAAGAGACUCCCUUAGUCUCUUUUAAUAUGGGCCUUUUAUAAUGUUGGUACAUGUAAGAUUACUCUUCAGUUAAAUGUAUCAGACCUGAUUCUCACUAAUAUCUGUUGUGGUUCACUUCAUGCCUCAGCCUGGCUGAAACACAUAAAGCCAGUGAAACCAAUCCUGUGCCUCAGUCUAUUCCGCUGUGCCGCAAAUAUUUAUUAUCAACAUCUAAGUGAUGGAGCCGGUGUCCUCUGGUUUUCAAUGGUUUGGACAAUGAGCCUUUCGCCAAAAAAAAAAAAAAAAAAAAAAGCAGCGAAGCUCGCAUCUCGUAGCAGAGUUACAAUUUCAUGUAAGGACUAAAGGUUAACGUUAAUAUUAGCACUGUCUUUUCUUACUUAUUUGAUUUUGGGAUACAUUUUAUUGUCUAUUUCUGUGUAACCUGGUACAACUACUGUUUUUACUCUUGGUUAACAGUGGUGAUGCGUGAACGUUUUCGAUGAAUUUUUUGGUAAUGUAGAUGAUUUUUUUUUCCUUCUUUUUUGGUAUUGUAGUUAAAUUGAAUGAUAUCCCAUGUUUACUGACUUUACACUCCAAAAGAUCCUUACUAUUGCUAUGUUUUCAGUUUGUUUUCAUUGUAAAAGCUAUUUAAAUGUACAUUGUGGACUUUGUGAAGAAGGCAUUUUACAGAUGGUGAUGUCAUGUUAUGUAAAAUAAAAAUACUUACUGACGCUA
Molecule: messenger RNA, 6668 nt
Organism: Seriola aureovittata
Lineage: Eukaryota; Metazoa; Chordata; Actinopteri; Carangiformes; Carangidae
Gene: cpt1a2b
Product: carnitine palmitoyltransferase 1A2b
Exons: 19
Coding region: 190-2556 (788 amino acids)
Biological process (GO): carnitine metabolic process; fatty acid metabolic process
Cellular component (GO): mitochondrion
Molecular function (GO): carnitine O-palmitoyltransferase activity
Source: RefSeq, a predicted model, not a curated record